AUGCCCCUGCGCCAACCAAAGCGACACUUCACAACAACAUUGUCAGCCCGCAAAGACGAGAGUUCUUCCUCUUCGAGUUCUCCCCAACAAUCCAGGCUCUACACCUUUGAUGACGUGCAGUCGCUCUCCUCCGCUCCCUCCCCGAACCGCAUCCUCAUCGACGUCCGCGAGCCCAACGAACUUCAAGCCACCGGGAAGAUCCCCAACUCCAAAAACCUCCCAAUAACGUCUGCCGCGGACGGCUUCUUCCUGCCUGCAGAGGAGUUUGAGGAGCGGUUCGGAUUCGAGAAGCCCGGAAAGGAGGACGAGGUGAUUUUCUACUGUAAGGCAGGCGUGAGGAGCAGAGCAGCGGCGAGGCUGGCGGGUCAGGCAGGCUUUGGUGGCACCGUGGGGGAGUUCCCUGGCAGCUGGGUAGAAUGGAGCGAGAAAGGAGGCGAGGUUGAGAGGGUGAAAUGA
Messenger RNA from Cladophialophora yegresii CBS 114405, 456 nucleotides. RefSeq lists its product as uncharacterized. The transcript has a single exon. Gene Ontology annotation, cellular component: mitochondrion. Gene Ontology annotation, molecular function: thiosulfate-cyanide sulfurtransferase activity. Lineage: Eukaryota; Fungi; Ascomycota; Eurotiomycetes; Chaetothyriales; Herpotrichiellaceae. Bases 1 to 456 code for a protein of 151 amino acids. The record is from RefSeq and is a predicted model, not a curated record.